Molecule: messenger RNA, 1086 nt
Organism: Peromyscus maniculatus bairdii (prairie deer mouse)
Lineage: Eukaryota; Metazoa; Chordata; Mammalia; Rodentia; Cricetidae
Source: RefSeq, a predicted model, not a curated record
GAGUUUAUGUUUUGUUUUUUUCUUCCACAGUAAUUAGUGAAUGCCAAAGGCAGCAACUGGCAUCGGUGAGCUACUCCUCUCGCUAUGCUCUGGGCCUCUUUUAUGAAGCAGGCAUGAAGAUUGAUGUCCCUUGGGCUGGCCAGUACAUCACCAGUAAUCCCUGCAUACGCUUCAUCUCCAUUGAUAAUAAGAAGCGCAAUAUAGAGUCAUCAGAAUUUGGUCCGUCCCUGGUGAUCCACACCACUGUCCCAUUUGGAGUUACGUACUUGGAGCACAGUGAGGAGGAGGUGCAGGAGUUAAUCAGCCAGCAACUGGAAACCAUUCUGCCGGGUUUGCCUCAGCCAGUUGCUACCAAAUGCCAGAAGUGGAGGUAUUCACAGGUUACAAACUCAGCUGUCAACUGUCCUGGCCAGAUGACUCUUCACGUCAACCCUUCCCUGGUGUGUGGAGGGGAUGGAUUUACUCAGUCCAACUUCGAUGGCUGCAUCGCCUCUGCCCUGAGUGUCAUGGAAGCAUUAAAGAAUCAUAUUUAGUAUCUAUGUUCUUGUUUUCUACAUUGACUUUGGGAUUCUUGUUUUCACAGACCUCUGUUAUUAAUUAUUCUGUUUUCCAUUUUAUGAAGAGGAAUUACUUGGAAAGAAUGUCUCCACUUAACUGUCAUUUUUCAUAUGAAAUAUAAAAACAAUGUUAUAAUUUUGAUAGCUACCGCCCGUAGUAAAAUGAUAAUUUCUUAAACUUUACUCCUUCCCUGCUUUUUUUUUUUUUUUUUUUUGGUUUUUUGAGACAGGGUUUCUCUGUGUAGCUUUGCACCUUUCCUGGAACUCGCUUUGGAGACCAGGCUGGCCUCGAACCCACAGAGAUCUGCCUGCCUCUGCCUCCUGAGUGCUGGGAUUAAAGGUGUGCGCCACCACCGCCCGCCCAGCUUUUCUGAUUUUCUAUGACCAAUCCUUGUUGGAGUACAAUGGUGCUUAUUAUGAACAAAUAACCCAUCCCCAGAAUUAUACUAAAUCAAAGUUCCCAUUCACAGGCCCAAACCUUUAUCAUCAUUUUGAAAAUUUCAGUCUGAAUAAAGAGCAAUCAUUAUCA